GAGGGCGGCUAGGCCUCUGCGCAUGCGCAGAAGAGCGACGCGGCAGUGCAGAAGCCAUGAAGAUUAACCAGAACACUGUGCUGCAAGGACAGAGGGUGACCCUGGUGCCAUACACUUCUGCACAUGUGCCCCGGUACCACGAGUGGAUGCAGUCGGAGGAGCUGCAGCGCCUGACGGCCUCAGAGCCGCUCAGCCUGGAGCAGGAGUAUGAGAUGCAGCGCAGCUGGAGGGACGACACAGACAAGUGCACCUUCAUCGUGCUGGACAGGGAGCAGUGGCGUGGGCAGGACCAGGACUGCAUGGUGGGGGACGUCAACCUCUUCCUCACGGACCCUGAGGAUCCCAGUUUGGCCGAGGUUGAAAUCAUGAUUGCAGAACCUGGCUACCGUGGCAGAGGGUUCGGCAAGGAGGCAACACUGAUGAUGAUGUCCUAUGGAGUGAGAAACCUGGGGAUCACCAAAUUUGAGGCUAAGAUUGGUCAGGAGAAUGAAGCCAGUAUCUGCCUGUUCAAAAAGCUCCAUUUUAAGGAGGUUGCUGCCAACAGUGUUUUCCAAGAGGUGACACUGAGGCUGGAUGUCACUGACCAGGAGAGAAGGUGGCUCCUGGAACAGACAAACCACGUGGAGGAGAAGAACUACACAGAACUGAAGCUGCCAGCUGGGGUGCUGGAGAGCUGACAGGCACAAGCUUGGUUUCCAGGGAGGAGCUGGACGCUGUGGCGAGGGCUGGGUGUGGAGGACACCAGCCUCUUGACUGUUUUCCUCUGUCUCCUUUGGUUAUUUGGUCUUGUCAACUUUGCACCUUGUUGCAGCAGCCAGGAAGACUGCCUGAAAUUUGGACCUGGAGAACAGCUGCUAAUUCACAGGCUUGGCAAGAAAUGACUUUAACUUGUUGCAGCAGAGCCUAGAAUUUCCAGCAGUUAGUGAUUCUUGGGUGCCACCAGUUUCUGGAGAAGCAGCACCCACUGUUCUUUCUCCCACUGCCCUUCCAGCAGGACUCAGCAGCUUUAACAGAAGCAGUUCUCAGCAUGCUGGUAGCUCAGUCUGUUUUCUCCUGAAUAAAAAAGAGUGACAAAGGUUUGAGGUGCCCAAGCAGUCUGAGAGCAGUGGGGCUUGGCUGCUUGCUUUGGCCACCUAAAGGGUGAUGACCAGCUGAGAAGGACAGUUAAGGACUCUUUG
Molecule: messenger RNA, 1178 nt
Organism: Dryobates pubescens (Downy woodpecker)
Lineage: Eukaryota; Metazoa; Chordata; Aves; Piciformes; Picidae
Gene: NAT9
Product: N-acetyltransferase 9 (putative)
Exons: 7
Coding region: 57-677 (206 amino acids)
Biological process (GO): protein acetylation
Molecular function (GO): N-acetyltransferase activity
Source: RefSeq, a predicted model, not a curated record